UUUCUCCCUGCAGGGAAGACUCCACCGCAGGUCUUUCGACGCGACAUCGCGAAUCAGAUCAGGCGGAGGAGGCGUCGAUCGGAAGAAGGAAAAGCUCCUCCGUUUCUCUCACGAUUCCUCUUCCACGCUUCCCCUUUCUUGUCUUCUCGCGAUCGUAUUCACGUGUCCUCCCUUCUCUGUUUCGUCCCGAUUCCUCCAUGGAGCAGCUCGUCAAUUUCAUCAUAAGGCCCCCCAGGGCUGAUUACAAUCCGCAAGAUGAUUUGUUAGACCAGGAGUUUAUGCUGAGAGGGCGAUGGUUUCAAAGGAAGGACCUGGAGGUCGUAAAUUGUCGUGGAAAGAAACUUCAGUGCAGCCACUACUUGCCCCUUGUAAUUCCAGAAGGAGCAGCCUUACCUUGUGUGAUAUAUUGUCAUGGAAACAGUGGUUGCCGAGCUGAUGCUAGUGAAGCUGCUAUUGUUUUGCUUCCAUCAAACAUCUCUGUGUUUACACUCGACUUUUCAGGGUCUGGACUCUCUGAAGGCGAACAUGUCACACUAGGAUGGAACGAAAAAGAUGAUCUCAAGGCUGUGGUGGAUUAUUUGAGGACCGAUGGAAAUGUUUCUUGUAUUGGUUUAUGGGGACGCUCAAUGGGUGCAGUUUCCAGCUUGAUGUAUGGAGCUGAAGACCCAUCCAUUGCAGGAAUGGUUCUUGAUAGCCCUUUUUCCAAUUUGGUGGAUCUGAUGAUGGAACUUGUCGAUACAUACAAGUAUCCAGUACCCAAAUUCACUGUAAAACUGGCAAUUCAGCAUAUGCGCAAGGUUAUCAAGAAGAAAGCAAACUUUGAUAUCUUGGAUCUAGAUACAAUUCCUGUGGCAAGACGGUGUUUUGUCCCAGUCUUGCUUGGACAUGCCAUUGAUGAUGAUUUUAUACAUCCUCACCAUUCAGAUCACAUUUUUGAUGCCUACAAUGGAGACAAAAAUAUCAUCAAAUUUGAUGGAGAUCACAAUUCACCACGUCCUCAAUUUUACUUUGAUUCUAUAACUAUUUUCUUCCACAAUGUUCUAGCCCCUCCAAGUUCCAUCUCUGAUGAGCGUUACUUUCACAGAAUGCAUGAUUUUGUUGGUCCAGCUAAUUUGGAUAGAAUUCAUGAACAUCAGAAUCAAAAUGCAGCUGAACCAGCUCAAGAACUUGCACCUAGCAGUACAGAAGAUGCUAUUGCUCAAUUGCGUUCCAGAAGACCUAUGAGUCGGACGGAGGUACCCCGUGAUAUUUCCUCUCAACAGAAUGACAAUGAAGACCAGGAACAUGGACUCACAAGCAAUGUUGGUCCAUCUUCUACCUUACCACACGAUAACAUGCCCAAUGGUGACUCAUAUGGUUGGCUUACCCCAACUUCACAAGGAAAUGAAUAUCUCGAGUAUUCAUUUGAUAGCUUUUCCGAUAUGCCUUGCAGCAUUGAAGAUGAAGAAAGGAUGAUCAUGGAGGCAAUGAUAGAAUCACUCAAGGACAUGGAGAUGAGGCACCAACAAGAUGAUCACUUCAGUGUUGAUACUGGGACAUCAAAAUCAGCAUGUGACACCGAAUCCUCCACAGUUGAGCUUAAUGGGGCAGAUGACAGCACUGAAAAAUCCAUCUCAUCAAGCACCAGUUGCUCAACCAUGAAUCCUCAACCAAAUCAAGAGUCUCAAGAAAUUGAAGCAUCUUUAAAAAAGUCGGUCAGUCCAGAAUUUAGUGCUGACAGUAGUGAAGUUAGCCAAACCAACUCAGUGCAGGAUCCUAAUGCAGAUGGUACACGAGCCACACUGGUUGUUCAGAAGAGCUCGACAAGCCACAUCAUGGAGGGAUUAACACGGAGAUGGGGUCUUAACUUCUUUAAGGGAAACCAAUAAGACUUGAAGGUGAUGCCCGACAGAUAUCUCUGAUAUAUGGUGGUUGCUAUGUUGUAACAAAGUAAAUAUGCACUUUAGCAGAAGUGCUCUGUUUUCAUCUCUUCACACAUUGGUUCAUUUGUUGUAGAGAUAAAAGGAAAGUAAACAUAAACUAUUUGGAGAAAUGGUACUCGAUGGUUGUGUUUUGUGAAUAUGCACGCCCACAGGGCUGGCAGUCAGUUGUGUUGGCAGAAUACACAUUUUUCUAGUGAUUGUAAAAUAGAUUUACACCUUUUGCUCCA
Zingiber officinale is the source of this 2149-nucleotide messenger RNA. RefSeq lists its product as uncharacterized. Bases 198 to 1868 code for a protein of 556 amino acids. The transcript is spliced from 14 exons. Lineage: Eukaryota; Viridiplantae; Streptophyta; Magnoliopsida; Zingiberales; Zingiberaceae. The record is from RefSeq and is a predicted model, not a curated record.